UGUCGGGAAUGCGUGUUUCCGGAGGAAGUUUAUGCGCAGAGGCCUAGGAUGGUUACACUGAGAAAGACGACUUCCCGGCGUGGAGUUCUUGCGCUGCGUUUGGACGACUGAGCUCUUAAGCAAUGCGGCAGAAGUAUUAUAUUGAAGCGGCUGCCCGGGGCCUGGUGGGAAGCUGCCCGGGCCAGGCCCGCUACCUCCUGUGGGCCUACAGUUCGACACACGAGGAUAACAGCACUUUUCAGGAAACAUGUCCACACUGCUUCCAAUUGUUGGUUCUGGAUAACUCUAGAGUGCGCCUCAAACCCAAAGCCAGACUGACACCGAAGAUACAGAAACUUCUCAACCGAGAAGCAAGAAACGAUAUACUCAGUUUUAAGGAAGCAAAACUGUUGAGAAAGUAUAAAGACUCCGCAAGUGUGCUGAUGGUUACCUGUAGAACAUGCAACAGAACAGUGAGACACCAUGGAAAGAGUAGAAGCUUCCUGUGGGCAUUGAAGAGCAACGCUCCCACUGCUGCCAACAAAGCCAGCCCGAAGACGCCAAAGAGAACGGCCUCAGGCUCUACAGACCCUGGUCAGAGUACGCAUGGUUCCAGAGGCAAGAGCCCCUCCUUGACCAUCAGAACACCUACAUCUGGACAGUCAACACCCAUUUGCUCCUCAAGGAAUGGGAGCAAAAGAAAGAAACACUUUUCUCAACUAAAAGCACUGCUCAGUCAGAGCGCAUCUGACAAGAACCCAAAGCUGGACUUCAGGCACUUCUUGUCUUCUCUGUGAGGAGAAUGAACUCUGAACCUGAAGUUAGCUAACAGCCCCUAUCCUCACUUUGAUGUCUGAGCACAUGGAAACUGAGUCAAAAGCAAGCAGUGCCAUGGGAAAUGCCUCAUUAAACCGAGCCACUUGGGCCUCCCUGGUGAAUGGGAAGAUCAAAAAGUAAAUGACCAAAGGUAAAGGUACUGCUGCCGCCAUGCCUACAACCUGUACUUCUUAUCUCCAGGACCAACAGAGCAGAAAGAACCCCAGUCUGCAGCGCUCCACAUGAGUGCCCUCCCCACAGCAGAUGGAUAAUUGUAAUAAAGGGCUUUAAAAACUAUGACAGUUUUUAUGAUAAA
This is a messenger RNA of Mastomys coucha (southern multimammate mouse), 1111 nucleotides long. RefSeq names its product chromosome unknown C18orf21 homolog (gene Rmp24). Lineage: Eukaryota; Metazoa; Chordata; Mammalia; Rodentia; Muridae. The coding region runs from base 123 to 776 and encodes 217 amino acids. The transcript has 5 exons. The record is from RefSeq and is a predicted model, not a curated record.